Messenger RNA from Dimorphilus gyrociliatus, 1464 nucleotides. The record is from the annotation of a GenBank genome assembly. NCBI's taxonomy places the organism in Eukaryota, Metazoa, Annelida, Polychaeta, Dinophilidae.
AAUUUUGAGUAAUGUAUACGUUAUUACCGUUUCUCUCUCGCUAACUGCCCGAAAGUAAUGUUAAAUUUAAAAUUAAGAAGAUUUUGGCUUCGCAAGGGAAGGGGUUUGAGGGGUAUUAUUAUUCUUCUUGUGUCGUUAUUUUCUAUAAAUUUCGUCCUAUGCGGUAUUCCUUUAGAUUGGUUAGGAGACUUUAUGCUUUCCAGAAGUGAAUAUGAUUAUGAAGAAGCUUUGGAAUUCGAUAUUGGAGAAUUUGAUAAUCGCGAAUCAGUUGCUGAUAUCGGGAGUAAGAAAAUGUUGCAUGAUCAUUUACUAAAAUCAUAUAAUUUAAAGGAUCGACCAGCUAUCGAAACAGUUGAAAAACCAAUUACCCACAAAUUCAAACCUAUAAUUCAGAGGGUUCACUCGUUGCCAUCGCUUUUAAAUUUUUCAAAAGUUGAAGUCACCAAUUAUCAUUACGGGAAGGGCGUUCUUAAACCAAAACAGUUGAGGAGUCAUUGCGCCAAACGGCGACCAAAAUCUCAGCUUUAUAAUAGAAAGAUGAAUGUCUACGACCGAGUUAAGAUUAUUCAUUGCUCAGUUCCUAGAAUAGCUAGUUACACUUUUAAUAAAUUAUGGAAUAAGGCUCAUGAACCUAAUAAGACCGCAAUUGAGAAUGACAUUUUUCCUAGACCAGUUCAUCUAUUUAGAUUUCAGCAGCAAGAAAGAGAUCAAAAAUUUUACACUCAUAAGAAAAUACUUUUCGGAAGGGAACCUCUAUCUAGACUUUGGUCUGCUUAUAAUUCGAAAUUAGUCAAUCCUAAUCCAUGGUUCUUUAAAUCGUACGGUAUAUCGAUAGCUACUAAAAGACCAAAGUAUAAAAACGAAACUGUAUGCGGCAAUGAUAUUACUUUUGAGGAAUUUCUUCGUUUUGUAAUAAACCACGUGACGACGUCGCUGCGUCCUAAUGGAAUUUGGUGGCCGAUAUCUCUCAUUUGCGAUCCUUGUAACGUACAAUAUGACGUCAUUGGGAAAAUAGAAAAUCAAGAAGACUUGGAUAAUGUAUUACAUAAUGUAGGAUUAACUGGACCAAAAAUGUUUGCUCCUAAAGUUAACUCUUCAAUAGAGAAAUCAUUAUAUCUUGAAGAGCCAAUACGAAAGAGAUUAGUUCCCGAAGAUUGCGAAUCAUUAGAUUUAUUCAUCAAAAACAGAUGGCGCUACUUUAUAAAUCAAGGUAUUGUUGAAGGAAAUACUUUAAAACCUAAGAGAACGCAGAAAAUGAAUUGGCGUAAUGUCGAUGAAAUUCUUCUCUCGAUGGCCUUAGGUAAACUCCCGAAAGACGAAUCGAAAGCCAUAGCCAUUGUCCGACGACGGAGGACGGAGAAACUCAAUAAAGAAAUCAACCAAAUUGGUAAACCUCUUAUAGAUACAAUUAGUUCUUUAUAUGAAUUGGAUUAUAAAUUGUUUGGUUAUUCAGUUAGGCUUUAA